UUAUAUCAGCAUUCCAUAUCUGUUUUCAAUGUAAAUAUGGUUAAGUUAAUAAUACAAUCGCAGUUGGAUGUGAACCUUCAACAUGGAAACAAGUAUAGUGUUAAUAUUCUUAUCGGUGCUAGCUGUGUCUUAUUAUUUCAUUAAAAGACAAUUCUCAUUUUGGCAACGCUACAAUGUUCCCUUCGUUAAACCAGUUUUUCCUUACGGAAAUCUCAAAGAUGUUGGCAAAAAGUUUCACCUUUGCGAAAUGUUGAUGAAAUUUUACAAUGAAAAUAAACAUCGCGGCCCAUUCGUUGGACUUUACUUCUUUUUGAGUCCAGUCGUGUUGCUAACUGAUUUGGAUCUGGUUAAAAGUGUGAUGUCAAAAGACUUUUCUGUAUUUCAAGAACGUCAUUUCUACCACAACGAAAAAGAUGAUCCAUUGUCAGCGCAUUUGUUUGCUAUUGAUGGGACCAAAUGGAAAAAUCUACGGACGAAGUUAACACCCACAUUUACGUCGGGUAAAAUGAAAUUCAUGUUCAGCACAGUAUUGGAAAUCGGAGAGAGACUGAGUGAACGAUUGAAUACGGUCGUAAAUGAGUCGGCAAAUCAAUGCGCAGAAAUCGAAUUGAAAAACUACUGGGCACGGUAUACCACAGAUGUCAUCGGAAGCUGUGCAUUCGGCUUAGAAUGUAACACUCUAAAUGACAAAGAUGCCCUGUUCAGGGAGAUGGGUCGACAAGUGUUUGAAGAACCCAGACGAUCAAUGGGCCUCCAGCUGCUGGUAAUUCAAUUGAAAGAGUGGGCAAAUUAUUUCGGAAUCAAACAACUUCCGGAUAAGCCAGCUGAAUUUUUCUUAAAGAUAGUCAAGGAGACGGUAGCCUAUAGGGAGCUGAACAAAGUUGGGAGAAAGGAUUUCAUGCACCUGUUAAUUGAUUUAAAAAAUAGCUCGAAUACGGAAUUAAGUACCAUCACUGAGAACGAAAUUGCCGCUCAAGCAUUUGUCUUCUUCAUUGCCGGCUUUGAAACAUCGUCAACAUUGUUGUCGUUCUGUUCAUAUGAAUUAUCGCAAGACCAAGAGAUUCAAGAAAAGAUCAGAAAUGAGGUCAAGAAUGUUCUAAAACAAUACAACGGUGAAUUUACCUACGAUGCGAUGCUCGAAAUGAAAUAUCUGGAUCAGGUGCUUAAGGAAGCCCUUCGAAAAUAUCCUCCAUUGGCUACACUAACUAGAGGAGCGACCGAAGACUACUGGGUUAAGGAUAACGAUGGUAAUAAAUUGCAACUGAUUCCGAAGGGCUCUACAGUUUACAUACCAGUUUACGCAAUACACCAUGAUCCGGAUGUCUAUCCAGAUCCAAAGCGAUUCAACCCGGAUCGGUUCCUACCAGAAGAGGAGUCAAAACGACAUCCGUAUUCAUAUCUUCCGUUUGGCGAAGGACCCAGAGUGUGUAUCGGCCUAAGAUUCGGAAUGAUGCAGGCCAGAAUUGGGCUAGCUAAAACUUUAUUGAAUUUUAAGCUAUCGUUGGGAUCGAAUAUGAACGGCAUAAACUUCUCCAAAAAGCAAAACAUUUUAUCCAACGAAGGCGGCAUCUGGAUAAAAUUAGAGAAAAUUAACGAAAUUCAAAAAUAAAUAUUUUUAUAACUGG
Messenger RNA from Bradysia coprophila, 1625 nucleotides. RefSeq names its product putative cytochrome P450 6a14. The record is from RefSeq and is a predicted model, not a curated record. Gene Ontology annotation, molecular function: monooxygenase activity; heme binding; oxidoreductase activity, acting on paired donors, with incorporation or reduction of molecular oxygen. NCBI's taxonomy places the organism in Eukaryota, Metazoa, Arthropoda, Insecta, Diptera, Sciaridae.